AUGGAGUUUGCAACAGCCAUCCCUGAUCAGUUUGUGCCCCUCUCAUCCUACCUCGGCCAGCACAACGCUUUUUUGGGCGACGUCGCUGGCUUCUACCAAGCUCGAGCUGUGCUGGAACGCGAGUUUGCCGGCAAACUGACGGCGCUCGUCAGAGACGCUCAGAAGAGACGGGCCCGCAAGGCGAGCGCGCUCAUCGUCGGAGAGCAACCCUCUCGGCGAGAUGACGGGGGCGCAAUCAGCUCGACGGACCAAGCUUGGGCGAGGAUACUGAGCGAGACGGAGGAACUAGCGCUCGAUCGCUCAAAGCUGGGCGAUUCGCUCGACAGGGAUGUCGUCAGCGCACUCUCGACAGCAGAGAAACGAUCAGAGGACUCUCGCAAGCGUCACGAAGCAUUUCAUGCGAAAGCGCUAGCCCAGAGGGAUAAGGUAUACGCAGCGCGGACGAAAGCAAAGGCAACAUAUGAUGAUGCUUGCGCUGUUGUCGAAGGCUUCAGGCAGAAAGCCGAGCUUGCAAAAGACGAACGGCGUUCAGACAAAGCUGCGAGACAGUACGAGCUAGCUACGCUGGACAUGGCCAAUACCAAAAAUGCGUACAUCGUCGCCAUUGCCGUCGCCAACGCUGCCAAGGACCAAUUCUUCACGACUGACUUGCCAUCAAUGCACAACCAUCUACAAGCGUUAUGGAACACGAACAUUGCCCUCCUGAUCCAGGCACUCGAGCGUGUGUCCGCGCUGGAUCAGAAAUACUUGUCGGACAGCACGCGACACCAGAUCCAAAUCUCGCAGGCAGUCGAGUCAAUCGACGUCACGGCAGAUCAGGGCACGUACGCCUCCUACAAUACCCGACCGUUCACCAUACCGGCCAACAUCACAUUCGAAGCCUGUCCGAUAUGGCACGAUACCGAUUUCCUCGUCGUCCAGGACGAGCCGCGCACUGUACUGCAGAACAAAUUCAUGAGAAGCCGGGCCACGCUCGAGGAUCUGAAGCCAAAAGCUUCAAGCAAGAAGCGAGAAGUGACAGGCGCAGUCAAAACAAAAGACACUUAUCUUGCGAAGCCAUCACUCGGCAACCUGUCAGAUGCGAUGGAAAGCUAUCUCGAUAUAUCUCGACAGGUCAUCACGCUCGAAGCCGAGGUGGCCGCCCUACAGGCUGAGGUCGAUACCAUCGGCAAGGCACUUGGCGGUGAUCACGGCAAAGGCAAGCAACAUGCCUGGAAGCCUUCGGCCCUGACCAGCCGCUCCUCUUGCUCCGUCUGCGGACACUCCGUCGUCGGUCUACAGAAGCACGGACUGACAUGCAGAGAAUGCGGUCUCGCUUGUCACAAGGCUUGUGAGAUCAAGAUGCCUGCGGCCUGCGGAGACACUACCGCCACCUCAUCCCGGGCGGAUCUGUCGAGGACCUCCUCGGUCAUCUCACAAGAAGGCAAAGCGCCUAGUCUCAAGCGCUUCAGCUCUACAAGUACAGCGUCAGGGAGGCCACUGUCUGGCGUGUCCGAACAGUCUACAGCCCAGUUCGGUAAUGCUACAGCGCAGUUUGACUAUUCGGGACGUUCGGCCAUGGAACUAUCUGUACAAGCGGGCGAACGCGUACGAUACAUCAGAGAUGAAGCAGAAGGAUGGGCGAGAGUCGCCAAUGCGCAAGGAGCAGAAGGCGCCGUGCCUACUUCAUACCUCAAGCAAGACGCGACGUCCAAUGGCGUAAGCAAGCGAGCCUCGAGCAUUGCGCCACCGCGUCCAUCUAGCUCCUCGACCCGAAGCGCCACGAAGCAAGCAAAAGCGAUGUAUGAUUACACUGCAGCUUCGCCUGCUGAAGUCACGAUACGCGAAGGCGAUACACUCGAGCUCACUGGCAAGGCGAUCGAUGAGGGGUGGACUGAGGUAACCUUGCGCGGCCAGACUGGCGCAGUGCCGACUUCAUAUCUCGCCCUAUAG
Mixia osmundae IAM 14324 is the source of this 1932-nucleotide messenger RNA. RefSeq lists its product as uncharacterized. The transcript is spliced from 3 exons. Gene Ontology annotation, biological process: regulation of actin filament polymerization. Gene Ontology annotation, molecular function: protein binding. NCBI's taxonomy places the organism in Eukaryota, Fungi, Basidiomycota, Mixiomycetes, Mixiales, Mixiaceae. Bases 1 to 1932 code for a protein of 643 amino acids. The record is from RefSeq and is a predicted model, not a curated record.